This is a messenger RNA of Hordeum vulgare subsp. vulgare (domesticated barley), 1962 nucleotides long. Its product is annotated as protein PLASTID TRANSCRIPTIONALLY ACTIVE 14. The coding region runs from base 43 to 1524 and encodes 493 amino acids. Gene Ontology annotation, cellular component: chloroplast thylakoid; plastid-encoded plastid RNA polymerase complex. The transcript is spliced from 12 exons. NCBI's taxonomy places the organism in Eukaryota, Viridiplantae, Streptophyta, Magnoliopsida, Poales, Poaceae. The record is from RefSeq and is a predicted model, not a curated record. Gene Ontology annotation, molecular function: protein binding; protein-lysine N-methyltransferase activity. Gene Ontology annotation, biological process: plastid transcription; peptidyl-lysine monomethylation; chloroplast organization.
AUAACGUCUUGGCUCCACUCUCAGACUGAACAGAGGCCUGCCAUGGCGACCCCCGUCGCCUCCCCUCUCCUGCUCCCCCACCCCGCCCCGACCUUCCCUCCCCGCCGCUUCGCCGCCACCCGUCGCCUCCUCCUCUCCCUCCCCCCGCACGCCGGCCGCCCGCGCCUCCGCAACCCUCCCCCCGCGCCGGUGGAGGAGGCCGCCGCCGCGGCCGUGGAAGAGUACGAGGCGCCGCCGCUCAGGCUCCUCGACCCGCCCCAGGAGGAAGAGCCCUACCCGGACGAGAUGGAGGCGGCCGACCCCGACUUGUACCGGAUCGGGUACGCCCGGAUGAUGCGCGCCUACGGGGUCGAGUUCCUCGAGGGGCCCGACGGCAUGGGCGUCUACGCCUCCCGGGACGUCGAGCCGCUCCGCCGAGCCAGGGUGAUAAUGGAGAUCCCGUUGGAGCUCAUGCUGACUAUAACUAAAAAACAUCCUUGGAUGUUCUUUCCUGACAUUAUCCCACUAGGACAUCCCAUAUUCGAUAUCAUCGAGUCAACGAAUCCCGAGACAGAUUGGGAUUUAAGAUUAGCCUGCCUUCUUCUCUAUGCAUUUGAUGUAGAAAACAACUUUUGGCAGUUAUACGGUGAUUUUUUACCUAGUGGUGAUGAAUGCACCAGCUUGCUUCUGGCACCUAAGGAGGAUCUUAUGGAACUGGAAGAUGAAGAUUUGUCCUCAGAGAUGUUAAAACACCAGCAGCGAGCAGUUGAUUUUUGGCAGAAACACUGGCAUAAAGCAAUCCCUCUCAAGCUAAAGCGGCUUGCCCCUGACCACGAGAGAUUUCUCUGGGCAUUGAGCAUUGUUCACUCUCGCUCUUUCAACUUGAAUAUGAGAAUGGGAGCUCUCAUUCAAGAUGCAAAUGUCCUGGCUCCUUAUGCCGAUAUGCUGAAUCACUCACCUGAUGCUAACUGUUUCCUGCAUUGGCGUUUCAAAGAUCGAAUGCUUGAAGUUAUGAUUAAGGCGGGGCAUGCUAUCAAAAAAGGAGACGAGAUGACGAUCGAUUAUAUGAGUGCAGUGAACAGCACAUUGAUGCAAAGAUAUGGCUUCUCGUCACCAACGAAUCCCUGGGAACAUAUAAACUUCUCGAGCCCUGCAAGGAUCCACCUGGAUUCCUUCCUGUCAGUCUUCAACAUAGCUGGCCUGCACGAUGAGCUGUACCACAACGUUGCAUUGACAUCAGGAGAAAGCACCUUUGUCGACGGAGGAGUCGUGGCAGCCGCAAGAACUCUGCCGACAUGGUCGGACGGUGACCUCCCUGCCAUACCGAGCGUGGAGAGAAAAUCCGCUCAGGCAUUGCAGGAGGAAUGCCGGAAGAUGGCGGAGUCUUUCUCGACCACGAUCCAACAGGACGAGGGGAUCCUAGAUUCCGACGAGCCUAUCAGGAAAACCCGCGAAAUCGCGAUCAAGUACCGGCUGCACCGGAAGCUGCUGCUGCAGAAGAUCAUCGACUCGCUGGAGAUCUACCAGGACCGGAUUCUGUUCUAGAUAGCUGUUUAGGAGGCGCCAGCGUACGGACCUGUGUCGAGUGGAAACCGUUUCGGACGGUUAUAGUGCUAGUUCUAGGUGUGUGUGUCAAGUGUUCUGAAGGACACCGGCACCACCACCCUUGCAUUGUUUUGAAGGGCUUGAGCAAACCUAGAUUCAUAUAUAGGUUACUGGUACUGUAGUGGCUAGAUGACAAUAGGAUGGGUCCUGCCCAGAAGGAGGGAUAGCAAGUGCCAAGUGAGCUUUGCCAAGGCGGCUGCAGCGUCGUAGGUGGCUGGAAGAGUGGAAAAGAGAGAGAGAGAGAGAGAGAGCCUUCUUUCCUGCACAUUCUUGAUGACUGUUAUGGAUCAUUCCUAGACUUCCAAAUGCACCCUAACAGAGUCAUCAGGUUGUUCAAAGUGAUGUUUUUGGAUGACAAGAAGAGAGGAUAUCAUGAAA